Molecule: messenger RNA, 1659 nt
Organism: Sphaeramia orbicularis (orbiculate cardinalfish)
Lineage: Eukaryota; Metazoa; Chordata; Actinopteri; Kurtiformes; Apogonidae
Gene: mgst3a
Product: microsomal glutathione S-transferase 3a
Exons: 6
Coding region: 249-710 (153 amino acids)
Cellular component (GO): membrane; nuclear envelope; endoplasmic reticulum
Molecular function (GO): glutathione transferase activity; glutathione peroxidase activity
Source: RefSeq, a predicted model, not a curated record
AAAUGUGCAACCGGAUAUAUAACACUAAUAUUUAGCCCAUAUUGGCUAAUUAAACUGCCUGGUUAAUGAUCUUCCAAAGGGGAAAAAAAAACAAACCCUGUGCAGAACAGUCACCACACCCUCUGUGUGUUUGGUUACAUAAGGCAGGGCGCACACGGACACAUUAGAGCACAGGACCUGACUGGGAUCGGUGCCGUCGGCUUCAUCUCCUGUCAAACAUUCUCAACAGCCCUCCAAGGUUUUCCAAAAUGGUCGUCCUCUCCAAGGAGUAUGGUUUUGUGGUGCUUACUGGUGUUGCCAGUAUGCUGAUGGUGGGACACUUGGCUUUUAAGGUUGGAAAAGCCCGCAAGAAGUACAACGUCCCGUAUCCUAAGAUGUACAGUGAUGAUGAAGAAAAUGGAAACAUCUUCAACUGUAUCCAGCGUUCACACCAGAACACCCUGGAAGCCUACCCCACCUUUCUUUUCUGCCUGGCCGUUGGUGGUUUGCAUUGUCCUCGUGCCGCCAGCGGACUCGGAAUUAUAUGGAUCAUAAGCAGAGAGGUGUAUGCAUAUGGAUACUCUUCAGGAGAUCCCAAGAAACGAAUGAGGGGAGCUUUUGGAAACAUCGCUUUGCUGGGAAUGAUGCUGACCACGUUCAACUUCGGCCGCCACCUGCUGGGCUGGACAGGACCACGAAUGGGUGGCUUCCGUCACUCUCACAGUGCCUAGAGACGUAAAGGUUCUCACUCAGUACAUAGCACUUACAAUCAGUGCCGUCCAGUUAAACUUCGUAACCUUUGACCAUGCUGCUCAAGUUAGGUGAAGUUGAUGUCGUCAAGUUACCCGACUGGUUCUCCAAGAUGGGAAACGCCUCAUUUAGAAAGUUGAAUGUGGUUUAUUCACAACCGAGUGUAACGUUUUUACCUGUAAUGAGCAAUACUUUCCAUAUCUAACUUUGGACAUAUAUGAUUGUACAGUUUAAUUUGUCGAAUAGACUGUAAAAAAAAAAAAAAAAAACAUACAAAUGCAGCCCUAAAUCAGAAAAAUAUGGGACAGUAUGAACAAAUUACAAACAAAGCAGUGAUAAUAACAUUUUCUUUGACUUCUAAAUAGCACAAACGCACUAUACUUUAGGUUUUUUGUGUGCAACUUUACUUCAUUUUUUAAUCAUAUUCAAGAAAAAGUUGAGAGAGGGUUAAUUUAGUAGUCUGGUAGUGAAUUAAAUGGGAUGAAGAUCACCAGUUUGACAACAAAUGCAUGAGAAAAUUAUGAAAGUAAAGAAAGAUAGGAAGGCAUUUGGGCAGAAUUAAACCAUUGAAGGAAUCUGGAUGUGUUUGAUCAUGUAAAAGGUAGAAGUCUGAGCUGAACACGGUGAUUUGUGAUCCCACUGCAUCGAGAUCUACCACUCAUCUGGAGCUGAAAGAUUACUUUUGCAAACCUUUGUUGAACUCUACAGUAGAGUUACAGCCACAAAUGGGCCAAAAGAAGCCUUAUAACUGUCCAGAAUCAAACAAGCAACAUAUUUCUGCACAAUUUUCCAGGUUGAAUGAGACAAAAUGACACCUUUAAAACCUCAUGACUGGCAUUUUCAGUCUCUGAAUUCCUCAAUGUAAUCACUGUUAUGAGUUUUAAUUUGAUAUACUGCUCCAAAUUUGACUGAUUUUUGGUUAGAAUUAGU